AUGUCAACAACAACAACACGCACCACAUUGUCAUCCUCCCUCGAACAAUGGGUAAGUGAUGAAUUAUACGAAAUCAUCAAGUACAGUAGUGGUGCGGUUAGUGCCUAUGUGAUUAAUUUGGCCAAAAAGUACCGAUCCAACCCGAGUCGGCUGGUCAAUGAAUUGGAAAAGGAAUUACUCGGGGAGGACUCUUCAGGAAUGAGCAACACUCAUGAAAUUCUUGAUCGAUUUGCAAGACAAUUAAUAUUAAAAUUGCCGGAAGCUCAUGCACAGGGAGAAACAAACAUCUCCUCAUCUGCGACGAGUAAGAGCAGCAAGUCAGUUUCAAAAUAUUCAUCAUCGUCAUCCUUUCUCGAUGAAGAAAAUGUUUCCAACCUUCUUGUUCUUUCCGAUGAGGAAGAAUAUUCUGGCAGCAGCACGAAAAAGAGCAGCAAAAAACGAAAAAAGGCAAAGAAUGUUCAUUUGCGAACGAAAAACACUUCAGAGAAUGCAGAACAAGAGGAAGGAAAUGCAAAUCUUAAUUUCUUGGAAACUCCACCUAAAAAAUCAAAAUAUGAAGACGAAAAUUUGGAAAAUCAGUCGGAGGGUAUUACGGAAAACCUUGCUUCCGAGCAGCAACAACAAGAAGAAAUAACACCACAAAAUGAAGAGCAACCUUCAACAACAUCAGCAGACGAGAAAACCUCUUCUCAAAAGAGACGACUCACACGAGAGGAGCUUGUCGAGCAACGAUCCAAAGCAUUAGGAGAUCGAAAGAGGGUGUUAGAAGAUUUGAGAAAGAAAUCACGACAUCACUAUCUCACUGAAAGAGAACGUAAAUUAUUAAGGGAGCUAGAGAAUCAAUUGAUUGAGGAAGAAAUUGGGAAAAAGGAUUAUGAAUUGGAUGAAGCUGAAAGACUUGCUCGAGAGACUAAAAGACGAGUCUUGCAAUAUUCCAAAUCAAAGAAUAAUACUCGAAAGAUGGAUUAUUAUCAAUUGCCUGAAAAUUAUUAUGAUCCAGAAACAGGCGUGUCACGUAAUAAGGAACGAUUAGAACUCAUCAAGAAGCGAGAGGACUACUCGUAUCAUGAUCAUCAGGGACAUCGUAUUUCAGAACAACGAAAGCUUGAGAAUGAUCUCAUUGAGCAAUCUACAAUGAAGUUUGGAGCAGCAGAUCGAGUGAAACAAGCAGAGCAAGAACAAAAAGUAGACCUUGUCGUUGAGGAUGAAAUUGAAUUCAUACAGGAAAUUCUCGAAGGAAAACGAGAAAUGCCAGAAGAGCUCAAGAAGGAACUAGGUCUCACUGAUAGCAAGCAACUGAAUAAGACAGCAGUCGAUAAGGUCACAUCCAUGCAAGAAUUUCGAAAAACUCUUCCCAUAUAUUCCAUGAGAGACAAGCUCAUUCAAGCAGUCCAUGAACACCAGGUCAUUAUCAUUGUUGGUGAGACUGGUUCAGGAAAAACCACACAGCUGACUCAAUAUCUACAUGAGGCUGGCUACACACAGAACGGCAAAAAGAUUGGAUGUACACAACCACGUAGAGUUGCUGCCAUGUCUGUGGCAGCUCGUGUCGCCGAUGAAAUGAACACAAAGCUUGGUGAAAAGGUUGGUUACACCAUUCGUUUCGAAGAUUGUACCUCUGAAAAUACCAUUAUCAAGUACAUGACUGAUGGUAUGCUUCUGAGGGAGUUUUUGAAAGAGCCCGACUUGGCAAGUUAUAGUGUCUUGAUGAUUGAUGAAGCUCACGAACGAUCUCUGCAUACAGACAUCUUGUUUGGGCUUGUAAAGGAUAUUGCUCGAUACAGAAGUGACAUUCGUUUAAUCAUUUCUAGUGCCACUGUGGAGGCAGAAAAAUUCUCGAGGUAUUUUGAUGGUGCACCAAUAUUCAAUGUUCCUGGAAGAAAGUUUCCUGUCGACAUUUACUACACCAAAGCACCAGAGAAUAACUAUCUCGAUGCAGCUGUGGUCACUGUUUUACAAAUUCACCUCUCUCAACCUGACGGGGAUAUUUUGGUGUUUUUAACAGGUCAAGAUGAAAUUGAAAAAUGUGAGGAGGCACUCAAAGAACGUAUCAAAAUGAUUUCCUCUAAGGCUAAGGAAUUAAUUGUGGUACCAAUUUACUCCACUCUUCCCUCAGACCAACAAGCCAAGAUUUUCGAGCCAACACCUCCUGGAGCCAGAAAAUGUGUACUAGCUACCAACAUUGCAGAGACCUCACUCACCAUCGAUGGCAUUGUCUAUGUCAUUGACUCUGGCUAUUGCAAACAAAAUAGUUACAACCCUCGGACUGGAAUGUCAUCCUUGGUGGUGACUCCAAUAUCAAAAGCGGCAGCUAUUCAGAGAGCUGGUAGAGCUGGAAGAGUUGCUCCCGGUAAAUGUUUCCGUCUCUACACCUCAUACUCUUUUCAUAAUGAAUUGGAGGAGAGUCCUGUACCAGAAAUUCAACGAACCAACUUAGGAAAUGUUGUUCUUUCGCUCAAGAGUUUGGGAAUUAACGAUUUGGUUCAUUUUGAUUUUAUGGAUCCUCCUCCUCAUGAAACACUCAUAGCCGCUCUCGAACAGCUUUAUGCAUUAGGAGCAUUGAAUGAUGACGGAGAUUUGACUUCCAUGGGUCGAAGAAUGGCUGAAUUUCCACUCGACCCUCAACUCUCUCGAAUGUUGAUUGCCUCUGAAAAAUAUGCAUGCUCUGAGGAAAUUGUGACGAUAUGUGCCAUGCUCUCUGUGAAUAAUGCAAUCUUUUAUAGACCCAAAGAUCGUGAGUUACAGGCCGAUAAUGCUAAAAAAUCAUUUGAACAUCCACAUGGUGAUCACUUGACACUACUCAAUGUGUAUAACGAAUGGGCCGAGACAGGAUACAGUGUCUCGUGGUGUCAACAACAUUUCAUUCAGGAACGAUCCAUGUUGAGAGCCAAAAAAAUUCGAGAACAACUUGUCCAACUCAUGGAACGAGUAGAAAUGGAAAUGCUAUCCAAUCCUCAAGACUCUGAAGCAAUUCGAAAGGCAAUUACAUCUGGAUUCUUUUAUAAUGUUGCGACACUUGAAGGUCACACAGGAAGCUAUCGAACCAUGCACAAAAAACAAACAGUUUACAUUCAUCCCUCAUCAUGCCUCUUUGUUGGAAAUGAUAAGGAUAAGCUUGUCACAGUUGUUGGGGAUCCAAAACUUGCUCCAAAGGAUCAAAAGGAGUUGCCCAAAUGGGUCGUCUUUUUUGAGCUAGGUUCUCACCACACAAGAAUUCAUGAGGCAAGUCAUUGCGAUUGA
This is a messenger RNA of Naegleria fowleri, 3240 nucleotides long. RefSeq lists its product as uncharacterized. Bases 1 to 3240 code for a protein of 1079 amino acids. NCBI's taxonomy places the organism in Eukaryota, Heterolobosea, Eutetramitea, Acrasida, Naegleriidae. The record is from RefSeq and is a predicted model, not a curated record. Gene Ontology annotation, molecular function: RNA binding; ATP hydrolysis activity; ATP binding. The transcript has a single exon. Gene Ontology annotation, cellular component: catalytic step 2 spliceosome; intracellular anatomical structure.